AGUUCAUACAGACCUGGUGCUGUUGAGCUCCUGCAGAAAUUUGUCUAUAGAUUUGCCUGAUUUGUCCACCACCUCGAGAAGGAGGAUUAUACUGUACCUUGAGAAGAUCUAGGAAAGAGCGUUGUGCUUACUUGGACCCAUACGUCUGAUGUUAAAAGAUGCGAUCUUCAUGGUGUCGACCUUAAGAAAGUGUAAACCAGCAUGAAGUGAUACAAGUUUAACGACAACAACACUUCAGACUGGCUUCAGGUUUUCAGAGGGAGGAACUCUUGCUGUUUGGAGGGAUGUCCAAGUUGGGGCUGGACCAAAUCACUCGACAGGUUCCUGCGUCUAGCCAAUCAGGUUACAGGUGUCUAGUAUAAGUAAUGCAGCUGAAUUGAGGAAUCUCUACAGUCUGUGUUUUCUUCAGUGUAUCUUUGGACCACUGCUUGGAACAGGCAUCAUGAAGGUCGCCUCUUUUAACAUCCAGAGAUUUGGGAAAUCAAAACUCUCCGAUCCGUUUGUGCUGAAAACACUGAUCAAGAUCGUGUCACGCUAUGACAUCAUUCUUAUUCUCGAGGUGGUGGAUGCUAGUGGAGAUGCAGCGGAUGAUUUUCUCAAAGAGCUGAAUAAGUUCAACAAGACACACCGUUACACACUGGAGAUAAGCACACGCCUGGGAAGAGAAAAUUACAAAGAACAGUAUUUGUUCCUCUACAGGGAUGAGUUGGUGGAUUUGGUGGAUUCUUACCAAUACGAAGACAAUCAGCCUGGAGAUGAAGAUGCUUUCUCCAGAGAACCGUAUAUUCUGCGAUUCAAAUGUCAUAAUACAGUGUUGGAAGAUUUGGUGCUAAUGCCCAUCCACACCAAGCCUGACGAUUCAGUGAAGGAGCUGGACGAACUUUACGACGUGUUUCAGGAUGUCAAGAGGAAAUGGAAGACCGAUAACAUCAUGAUUUUGGGGGACUUCAAUGCAGACGGCAGUUACGUGUCUAAUGAAGAAAUGAAAACAAUCCGCAUCAGGACAGAUGAGAACUUUCAUUGGCUGAUCUCAGAUGACGAGGACACCACAACCAGCACCAAAAAUGACAACACUUAUGACCGGAUUGUGGUGUAUGGAGACGAUAUGUAUGAUGCUGUUGUUCCAAACUCUGCAAAACCAUUCAACUUCCAGGAGGCCUACAAUCUGACGUAUGAGGAGACUAUUAAAGUGAGUGACCACUAUCCAGUGGAGGUGCAACUGAAGAGAAAACGUAAGCAUAAGACAUAUGAAGAGGAGGACAGUGAUUGAAAACAGAUGACGGAG
Carassius carassius (crucian carp) is the source of this 1285-nucleotide messenger RNA. Its product is annotated as deoxyribonuclease gamma-like. The transcript has 11 exons. Gene Ontology annotation, molecular function: DNA nuclease activity. NCBI's taxonomy places the organism in Eukaryota, Metazoa, Chordata, Actinopteri, Cypriniformes, Cyprinidae. Gene Ontology annotation, biological process: DNA catabolic process. Gene Ontology annotation, cellular component: nucleus. The record is from RefSeq and is a predicted model, not a curated record. Bases 443 to 1270 code for a protein of 275 amino acids.